Messenger RNA from Ruditapes philippinarum (Manila clam), 3044 nucleotides. RefSeq lists its product as uncharacterized. The transcript has 7 exons. The record is from RefSeq and is a predicted model, not a curated record. Gene Ontology annotation, molecular function: ubiquitin protein ligase activity. The coding region runs from base 1 to 1578 and encodes 525 amino acids. Gene Ontology annotation, biological process: ubiquitin-dependent protein catabolic process; protein ubiquitination. NCBI's taxonomy places the organism in Eukaryota, Metazoa, Mollusca, Bivalvia, Venerida, Veneridae.
AUGGAAGCGACUACUAAGUUGGUAACAAUAAGUGCCCACGUCAUCUGGAUCUUGAAACAAAGAAGACACAGAACGGUUAUACACUGGUCUAAACUCGUUAAAGGAUCAUUGGAAGAGCAUUUACAAGCCAUUAUGAUGAUAAAACUAAACACUAUUGCAAUGAUCAAUCAUGAACACUUCCUCAUUCGUAAUUCUGAAGUAAAUGUCUCAGUAAGACAAAGUAUUGAAAGUUCUUCAGCAGAAUCUCACUCAAACCUGUCAACAAUUAAUAGAGACCAGUCUAACUCUAAUUUUCGUAAUGAAUUAACGGAAGUGAAUGUGUCGUCUGCAGUUGAGACUGGAUCACAGAUUCAAACGAAUCAAAACUCUGAACAUUCAUCUUUUGCAAGCAAUGCGAUUCAAGAGGAGGGAACCAGAGGCGUAUCUUCGUCUAUGCCCCCAAAAUACCCCAAUUAUGUCAGCAAGACAGCACGUUUGUCGAGCUACAGUGAUUGUGGGACAUCGUCAUCCCACCAGACCGCCUGGCACAGGCCGGCUUCUUCUACGCCGGUUUUGGAGAUUGUGUCCGGUGUUACCAAUGUGGAGUCGCAAACCGGAAAUGAAUCGAUUUCAACACAAGGAACUGAAGGCAUAGGCAGAGGUUCCGGAAAUGCGUCUGCAGACAUAGAUAGACUGAUGCACACAAACGCUGCACAAAGCGUCUUGGAGAUGGGUUAUCAUCCUGACGUCAUUAGAAGAGCUAUCAGAAUGGUCUUGUCCUCAACAGGACAUGGAAUUUUAACAGCUACAAACAUAAUGGAGAAAAUCUUUGAAAUCGAAGACUCUGAAUCUCAAGAAAAUACUGAACCUGAGAAUGCGGAAAUACGCGCACCUGCAAACACUGAAGCACGCGCAUCUACAAACGUAGAAGCACGCGCACGUGCAAACACUGACGAACGCGCACCUACAAACGUAGAAGCACGCGCACCUCCAAACACUGAAGCACGCGCACCUGUAAACACUGAAGCUCGCACACCUGCAAACGCAGAAUCACGCCAAAGCAACAAUGAAACAUUUACCACAACAACACAGGAAAUACAAGGUUUAGAAAAUAGACACGAAAGUGCAACUCCUCAAAACGCAGCUUUAGAAAAUGUUAGUGGUGCUGUUGCCAGGGGUAACGAGAAACUGCUUGAUAAUGGUUCGUCUGAGAACCAACCGAAAACUGCGACACGUCAUAAUGAUGACGACAAAAAGUGUUCUGGGAAUGUAAAUGGGGAUGAAAGGCAAGGCAGACAACAGAACGUGUCAACUAUGUCGUCAGGCGGAAGUAAACGGGCAAAUUCAAAGCAGACGACACGUGAAAGUCCCGCAAGCCGUUAUGCACAUAUUAGGGAGCAGAAAAGGCUAAAGGAGGAAAAUGAUAUGUUAAAACAACAAUCUUUAUGUACAAAAUGUCAUGUUAAUGACGUUUGCAUCGUUUUCUUACCAUGUGUACACCUUGUCACCUGUGAAACCUGUGCACCUACUGUACGAUAUUGCACGGUGGUCACGUGUGGUAAGUAUAUUAAAGGUACCGUGCGCACGUACCUAGCUUAAAGAACUUUCUGAUAGAAAAUGCAUAUAUACAUGCACUUAUAAUUAUCUUAUCGAGGAAGAAAGCCAAUGUAACAUAAAAUAACAACGGUUUGGUAAAGAAAAAAGUUAUUAUGCUUGUUCAGGAAAACCUUACCGUUCUUUUCCAGCCUUGACUUAAAAAUGAUGGAAAUGUUUGGUGAAUAAGGUGUGGGUAGCAUUGAUAUAUAAUCUAAGUUGCAAAUUAUUUGUUAUAAUACAAAGCACCAUAUGACUGUAAAAAUAAUGUGUAUUUGUUAAUACUUUUACGUUACAUUUUCUUUUCUUCUUUUUAUUCUUUUAUUCUGUACAUAUUUGGCACAGUGACAUUGGCGAUAAAGGCAAGACAUGCCCGUUUGUAAAUAGUUUAUUUUCUUCCGUAUAGAUUAAAGAAAGUUAUAAUUGUCAACGUACAUAUAUAUGUUACUGACAUUGAAUAUUUGUUAAGCAUAUAUUGAUCAAAGAUAUUAACUUUUUUAACGUCAAAUAGCAGUAUCAACAAAUCUUGUAGUACGUAGUGUUUUUACUUAUAAUGAUAUAAACCUGGUAUGUAAUUUUUUGCUUUUAUAGCAAAUAAUACAUUUUAUUACAUGCUUUUCGAUGGUUUAUAGAAAUAUAUCAGUGAUUUAAAACUGGUAAUUUCACUGUUUGAAACAGUGAAAUUACUACUUUGAUAAUUUCACUGUUUUGAGUUUAAGCCCAUUACGUUGUUUCAGUGAAAUGCCAGCGUGCACAGUACUGAGUACCAACUUUAUGACGUGACGUCGUAAAUGACGUCACGUUGUAUUAUUAUUUGGCGCGCUUUUAAUUCAAUAUUAGGUUUUAUGUCUUUUUAAAACGUUUCUUUGCAUAUAUAAUAAAAAGAAAAUUUGUUUAGUUUAGUGUAAGAUCAAAAUAUAUUUCACCUUGUGAACACCAAAAGUUCAUAUUUCACUCGUGGCUGCGCCACUCGUGAAAUAUACCUUUUGGUGCUCACUCGGUGAAAUAUAUUCCGAUCUUACACUGAACUAAACAAAUAUCCUCUAUAUAUGUGCCACUACCUCAAAUAUUUCAGAAAUAUGCAUAGCUUUUUUCCAGUUUAUCUUAUAUUUAAUCAACACUAAAAAACAUUAACUAAAAAUUUAAAAUGUCUUUCAAACAUUAUAGCUGAUAUUAUCAAUGAUCAUCAUUUUAAAUGUUGUUUUUUUAUUGCAUUUUAUAACGUUCGUAAAUCAGUGUACAUAUUGUAAGUGUUUAUAGUUCAGUUGUAUAUGUUCCUGACAGUAAUUCUGUACGUUUUUGUUUUCAUCAGACACCCGACAAAUAUAAAAAUGUUUAUAUACUUUUUGGGAAUUUUUGAAUAAAUCGCUGUUUUUUCUUACAAUGUUAAUAUUCCAGAUUUUUUUGCAAAUGUUUAUUUGUAUCACUUUUAGUACAUUUUAACACAUUUUAUUGAAAAUAAAUUUAUUGAC